Messenger RNA from Menidia menidia (Atlantic silverside), 576 nucleotides. The record is from the annotation of a GenBank genome assembly. NCBI's taxonomy places the organism in Eukaryota, Metazoa, Chordata, Actinopteri, Atheriniformes, Atherinopsidae.
AUGUUUGGCAUGAUCAAAAAUUCGUUUUUUGGAAGCAACGAGGAAACGGAAUACAAACUGCUCAGCAGCGAGUCAAAGGACGGAGUCAGCUUUGAGGUGCGACGCUACGAGGCCGCCAAAUUCGCGACCAUAGCCUCGGAGGGGCGGAGCUAUGACCAGGUGACGGCGGAGCUGGUGAGGAAGUUGCUCACCUACAUUGGUGGGAGCAAUGACCAAGGCGAGGCCAUGGGUAUAGCAUUUCCCAUCAUUGUCACAGUGUAUCCAAGGAAUGACGGAGUCCUCUCCCGACGCCUGGCGGUAGCCAUCCGUAUUCCCUCCACCUACCAGAUAAGCCCCCCAAAUCCCACUGACAGCGCCAUCAAGAUUGAGGAGCGGCCUGGCAUGACCGUCUACGCUCUACAGUUUGGGGGCUUUGCGGGGGAGAGCGAGUACCGAGCGGAGGCCCUGCGCCUGACGCGCACCCUGGGGGAGACGGCCCCCUUUCAACGCAAGCAGUACUUCUGCUGCAGCUACGACCCACCGCUCAAGCCUUACGGACGGAGGAACGAAGUGUGGUUUCUACAGGAGGAGCCGUAG